UCGGCGGAACCCGCGGAGUCGGCCGCGAUGGGGGCAGCGGACGCGCGCCUGGGGCUCCCGGGCUGCUGCCGGCGGCUGUGGCUCUUCCUCGGCUUGCUGGGCCCGGGCCUCGGGGGGGCUUGGCCAGACUUUCAACAGAACUUACAUCUCUCUUCUUAUGAAAUUAUAACUCCUUGGAAAUUAAUUAGAGACCGAAGAGAAGCUCCUAAGCCAUAUUCAAAAAAAGUAUCUUAUGUCAUUCCCCUUGAAGGAAAAGAGUAUAUUGUCCACUUGGAAAGGAACAAUAACCUUUUGCCCAAAGAUUUUGUAGUUUACACCUACAACAAGGAAGGGGCUCUUAUCUCUGACUACCCUGAUGUACAGAAUCACUGUCAUUAUCGGGGCUAUGUGGAGGGAGCUUAUAAUUCAUCCGUUGCUCUUAACAACUGUUUUGGGCUCAGAGGAUUGCUGCAUAUGGAGGAUAUGAGUUAUGGAAUUGAACCCCUACAAAACAGCUCUCAUUUUGAGCAUAUCUUUUAUCCAAUGGAUGAUAUUCACAAAGAACCUCUAAAAUGUGGGGUUUUUAAUAAUGAUAUAGAAGAAAAAAUGGCAAAGGAAGAAGAACAACCAUCUGGCACCACUCAGUUACUUCGAAGAAGAAGAGCUGUCUUGCCACAGACUCGCUAUGUGGAGCUGUUCAUUGUCGUUGACAAAGAAAGGUAUGACAUGAUGGGAAAAAAUCAGACGGCAGUGAGAGAAGAAAUGAUUCGUUUAGCAAAUUAUUUGGAUAGUAUGUAUAUUAUGUUGAAUAUUCGAGUUGUCCUUGUUGGACUGGAGAUUUGGACAAAUGGAAACCUGAUCAGUAUAGUUGGGGGUGCUGGUGAUGUGUUGGCAAACUUUGUACAGUGGCGGGAGAAGUUUCUUAUAACCCGUCGAAGACAUGACAGUGCACAGCUAGUUCUGAAGAAAGGUUUUGGUGGGACUGCAGGAAUGGCAUUUGUGGGAACAGUGUGUUCAAGGAGUCACGCAGGCGGAAUUAAUGUGUUUGGACAAAUUACAGUGGAGACAUUUGCAUCCAUUGUUGCUCAUGAGUUGGGACAUAAUCUUGGUAUGAAUCAUGAUGAUGGCAGAGACUGUUUUUGUGGAGCAAAGAGCUGCAUCAUGAAUUCUGGAGCAUCAGGUUCCAGAAACUUUAGCAGUUGCAGUGCAGAGGACUUUGAGAAGUUAACUUUAAAUAAAGGAGGAAACUGCCUCCUUAAUAUUCCAAAGUCUGACGAAGCCUAUAGUGCACCUUCCUGUGGUAAUAAAUUAGUGGAUCCUGGAGAAGAAUGUGACUGUGGUUCUCCAAAGGAAUGUGAGUUGGACCCUUGUUGUGAAGGGAGUACUUGUAAACUUAAACAAUCUGCUGAAUGUGCAUAUGGUGACUGUUGCAAAGAUUGUUGGUUUCUUCCAGGAGGUACUUUAUGUCGAGGAAAAACUAAUGAAUGUGAUGUUCCAGAAUAUUGCAAUGGUUCUUCUCAGUUCUGUCAACCAGAUGUUUUUAUUCAGAAUGGAUAUCCUUGCCAGAACAACAAAGCCUAUUGCUACAAUGGCAUGUGCCAAUAUUAUGAUGCUCAGUGUCAAGUCAUCUUUGGCUCAAAAGCCAAGGCUGCCCCAAGAGAUUGUUUCAUCGAUGUGAAUUCUAAAGGUGAUAGGUUUGGCAAUUGUGGUUUCUCUGGCAAUGAAUACAAGAAGUGUGCCACUGGGAAUGCUUUGUGUGGAAAGCUUCAAUGUGAGAAUGUCGAAGAGAUGCCUGUAUUUGGAAUCGUACCUGCUAUUAUUAAGAGUCCUAGUAAAACCACCACAUGUUGGGGUGUAGAUUUUCAACUAGGUUCAGAUGUUCCAGAUCCUGGUAUGGUGAAUGAAGGCACAAGAUGUGAUGUUGGAAAGAUAUGUAGAAAUUUUCAAUGUGUAAAUGCUUCUGUUCUGAAUUAUGACUGUGAUAUUCAGAAAAAGUGUCAUGGACAUGGGGUAUGUAAUAGCAAUAAGAAUUGUCACUGUGAAAAUGGCUGGGCUCCCCCAAAUUGUGAGAGUAAAGGAUAUGGAGGAAGUGUGGACAGUGGACCAACAUAUAAUGAAAAGAAUACUGCCUUGAGGGAUGGACUUCUGGUUUUCUUCUUUCUAGUAGUUCCUCUUAUUGUACUUGCUGCUUUUAUCUUCAUAAAGAGAGAUCAACUACAGAAACGAUUCUUCAGAAAGAAGAGAUCACGAACAUAUGAAUCAGAUGACAAAAGUCAAGCACAAGUUUCUAGACAGCAAGCAAGUGUCCCUCAACAUGUUUCUCCAGUUAAUCCUCCUAGACAAGUUCCUAUAUAUGCAAACAGGUUUCCAGUACCAGCUUAUGCAGCCAAGCAGCCUCAGCAAUUCCCAUCAAGGCCACCUCCACCUCAACCGAAAGUACCAGCUCAGGGAAAUUUAAUACCUGCUCGUCCUGCACCUGCACCACCUUUAUAUAGUUCUCUUACUUGAAUUUUUUAAAAAAUAACUUUGCUUAUGUGAAUAUCUUCAGGAAACUGAGCUAAUACUUUAUCUCCCUGAUGUUUUCUUGAAAAGCCUUUCUUGCUGCAACAAUGAAUGAAAGCAAAAUACUGCGAAACAAACUUUACUAAUGAUACAGGAAAACUGAAUGGAAAUUGAGUAGGCUGCAUUGAGAAAUAUAAAAAAUGUAUUAGGAAAAUCAGGGAAUAUAUAAUAGUAUUUCAAUUCCUGUCAUUGAGUAAAUUCUCAGUUAUCUGUGAGUUAAUGUACUUAGCAUGGAUUAUAUUAUUUUGAACAUGUUAGUACUGUAAUAAUUCUCAAAAGGUUAUUGUUUUAAGUCCUGUCAUGUAUUUCAGUACCUUGUCAUUAUUAAUGUAAUUCUGAUUGAACAUACAGAAAUCUAAUACCUAUGGAUGUUUUUUAGUUAGCUGCCAGUAAUAUAUAAUCAUUUUCAUCUUUGAAUGGACUAAUUAUUGUCAAACCCUAGAGUCCUGUCUAUUUCAUUUAGUACAUGAAUAUUCUAUUCUUAGAAAAUACAUAAAAUAUACAACAAGAUACAGUAUUUUGAAAAAAAAAGUACUUUAAAAUGCAUUUUGUAUAUUCACACACAUCCUUCAUUUUUUAUGAUUCUAUGGGUAAAUGAUUGUAUGGAUUCUAUAGGCAAUAGAGUCUGCAUCUAUCUAUAGAUAGUAAUUAUUAGAAAAGUUAAUAGAAUUUUUAUUUGUAAUCAUGUAACAUGAUAUUAAAUAAUGUAAUAAUCCUUCAGGUACAAAGUAUUUAAUAAAGCUAAUCAAUAUUGAUCCAUGAAUAGAGCAAAGCAGGAACUAUUAUAAUGUCUUCAAUCCAUUAUGCUGUCAAAACCACUUGGGAAUUUUCUGAGCACUUUAAUGAAGUCUUAAUGAAUUUUCAAAAUUUGUUAUUAAUAUAAUUUAGAAUGUUUACAUUUGCCAAGGUCUACUAAAUAAUUUCUCUGUUCAUACUAAUAUUUUCAAAGAGAAGGGAAAAAUGAAGUCUU
This is a messenger RNA of Suncus etruscus (white-toothed pygmy shrew), 3511 nucleotides long. RefSeq names its product ADAM metallopeptidase domain 9 (gene ADAM9). Bases 28 to 2487 code for a protein of 819 amino acids. Gene Ontology annotation, molecular function: metalloendopeptidase activity; integrin binding. The record is from RefSeq and is a predicted model, not a curated record. Gene Ontology annotation, cellular component: plasma membrane. Gene Ontology annotation, biological process: membrane protein ectodomain proteolysis; cell-cell adhesion mediated by integrin; transforming growth factor beta receptor signaling pathway. The transcript is spliced from 22 exons. NCBI's taxonomy places the organism in Eukaryota, Metazoa, Chordata, Mammalia, Eulipotyphla, Soricidae.